CUCAUUAUACUCAAACAGCCUAUUCUCUUAGAAAUAAUUUAGACAAAAAGUAAAAUACAGUAGGCGGGGCUGAGAGGGGCAACCAAACUUUCCACGCUUGCACCCCAUCCUCGUUUUCAUGAACCAGCAUGCAAGUACGUUUUGCGCAUGCGUCUGGCAUGAAUAAGGCUGGAGGAUGCGGCCGACUGCCGUACGUAGACUGUACCAUUGUGUGGCGGUUGGGGGGGGGCAGCUCUGCAUUUUCUCUGUUUAAUUCUGAAGCUUCUCGUUUAUCGACUCGUAGCUUCCACCGACAAAAAGCCUUAUUAUCGUACUGUAAAGCUGAGGCGAAGCUGUUACUCAAGAGGAGGUAUAUGAAGCAGACACACUUCUCUCUGUCGCGUUACCCCCACCAUUCGCUCUCUCGGGUGGCUUCAGUCGCCGCUGGAGGAGGCGGGACUGGGUCCUCCUUGCACUGCUCCGGCGUCCCUUCUGUUGCCACAAGUUCCUGCGGUUCUCUACGUUCUCCUUUUCUUAUCCGCAUCCUAGCUUAGCCGAGCUCGGCUACGCGGCUUCCCUCAGACGGCUUCAUGGCGUACAGUCAGGGAGGCGGCAAGAAGAAAGUCUGUUACUACUAUGAUGGUGAUAUAGGGAAUUAUUAUUAUGGGCAAGGACACCCAAUGAAGCCUCACAGGAUUCGCAUGACUCAUAACUUAUUGCUAAAUUAUGGUUUAUACAGGAAAAUGGAAAUUUAUCGGCCCCACAAAGCUACAGCAGAAGAAAUGACCAAAUACCACAGUGAUGAAUAUAUUAAAUUUCUUCGCUCAAUAAGACCUGACAACAUGUCUGAAUAUAGCAAACAGAUGCAAAGAUUUAAUGUCGGGGAAGACUGUCCUGUUUUUGAUGGAUUGUUUGAAUUCUGCCAGCUGUCCACAGGAGGCUCUGUGGCUGGAGCAGUAAAACUGAACCGGCAGCAGACAGACAUGGCUGUUAACUGGGCUGGAGGACUUCAUCAUGCUAAGAAAUCAGAGGCAUCUGGUUUCUGUUAUGUCAAUGAUAUUGUGCUUGCCAUUCUUGAAUUACUGAAAUACCACCAAAGAGUACUGUACAUUGAUAUUGAUAUCCAUCAUGGUGAUGGAGUUGAAGAAGCAUUUUAUACAACAGAUCGCGUUAUGACAGUAUCAUUCCAUAAAUAUGGUGAAUAUUUCCCUGGUACAGGAGAUUUGAGGGACAUUGGUGCUGGAAAAGGCAAAUACUAUGCUGUCAACUUUCCAAUGAGAGAUGGAAUAGAUGAUGAGUCAUAUGGACAGAUAUUUAAACCUAUUAUAUCCAAAGUGAUGGAGAUGUACCAGCCUAGUGCUGUGGUAUUACAGUGUGGGGCAGACUCAUUGUCUGGUGACAGGCUGGGAUGUUUUAAUCUUACAGUUAAAGGCCAUGCUAAAUGUGUGGAAGUUGUGAAGACUUUCAACUUGCCUCUUCUGAUGCUUGGAGGUGGUGGAUAUACCAUCCGUAAUGUUGCUCGAUGUUGGACUUAUGAGACUGCUGUUGCCUUAGAUUGUGAAAUUCCUAAUGAAUUGCCAUACAAUGACUACUUUGAGUAUUUUGGACCAGAUUUCAAGCUGCAUAUAAGUCCAUCAAAUAUGACAAACCAGAACACUCCAGAAUAUAUGGAAAAAAUUAAGCAACGUUUAUUUGAGAACUUGCGCAUGUUGCCCCAUGCUCCUGGUGUACAGAUGCAGGCUAUUCCUGAAGAUGCUGUUCAUGAAGACAGUGGUGAUGAAGAUGGUGAAGAUCCAGAUAAACGUAUUUCUAUUCGAGCAUCUGAUAAACGGAUAGCCUGUGAUGAGGAAUUUUCUGACUCUGAAGAUGAAGGGGAAGGAGGGCGAAGAAAUGUUGCUGAUCAUAAAAAAGGAGCAAAGAAAGCCCGAUUAGAAGAAGAUAAAAAAGAGACAGAUGACAAAAAAGCAGAUAUUAAAGAGGAAGAUAAAUCCAAGGACAGCAGUGGUGAAAAGGCAGACACCAAAGGAGCAAAGUCAGAACAGCUCAGCAAUCCUUGAAUGUAAAGCCUCACUUGAGUUAAAGGACACAAUACUAAAGUGAAAAAAAAUGCUGAAAGAAACUUUUCAUAUGGGAAGAGACUAUUGAUUUCAUUUUUUACUAUUUGGCAUGGAGCAUAUUUAUUUUCAAACAACUGUGUUUGGUUUUUUUGGCAGUUGUAUUGUGGAUUUUCUAAUUAUGAUGCAAAAUUUGUUCCUUCCACCAGGCUUUAAGUAAUAAAUAGUAUUUAAAAUGGAUGUGAGUUAUUAUGUUAAGCAUCUAAUCUGAUCUAUUAAAAUUUCCUGAGCUGAUUUUACUCUUUUUUGUAAUUAUAUCUUUAUUAAAAAAAUUGUACUUGGU
This is a messenger RNA of Heteronotia binoei (common prickly gecko), 2376 nucleotides long. It is a transcript of the gene HDAC2, whose product is annotated as histone deacetylase 2. Gene Ontology annotation, molecular function: histone deacetylase activity. Bases 570 to 2036 code for a protein of 488 amino acids. The transcript is spliced from 14 exons. Lineage: Eukaryota; Metazoa; Chordata; Lepidosauria; Squamata; Gekkonidae. The record is from RefSeq and is a predicted model, not a curated record.